This is a messenger RNA of Ooceraea biroi (clonal raider ant), 3426 nucleotides long. RefSeq names its product RISC-loading complex subunit tarbp2. Lineage: Eukaryota; Metazoa; Arthropoda; Insecta; Hymenoptera; Formicidae. Gene Ontology annotation, biological process: siRNA processing; regulation of regulatory ncRNA processing. The record is from RefSeq and is a predicted model, not a curated record. Gene Ontology annotation, molecular function: siRNA binding; double-stranded RNA binding. Gene Ontology annotation, cellular component: cytoplasm; RISC-loading complex; RISC complex.
UCUGUUUUACAAUUUUUUAUUUUUAUAGAAUUGUUUUUAUAAAAUAUUAACAAAUUUCUUUUUUAAUAAAAGAUGUGACGGAAAGAAGGCACAACAGGAUUGAAAAGGUUAGGUUCCACUCUAUCCAUGCUUAACUAAUGCAUCGAUGGAAUUCUAGACGGAGUAAUUAAUUGAUAUCGUUUCGUGUUCUUGGUUUGUGUAAUUUGCCAGCUCUGUUACUAUUUAUAAGAUUUAUAGAUUUUUAAUCAUUGUCCAAUGAAACAUUGAGUAUUUGUUAAAUGUACGUGUUAAAUAUUAUUUUUAUCUUUUAUAUUUUCGAAGCAGUAUUUCCAUGAAUAAUUUACAAAUUAUCUAAAUUAUCUCGGAUUUCCUAGUAUUGUGCUUAAUCUUUUUCGUUUAUCAACACUUGAAAAAGCUCAAAACGUCAUCUUAAACAAAUUUGAACAAUUUAAACUGCACACCGCACUGUGGAUCAAGAGUCGAUUCAGGGUCGACGAGAGUGAUCAACCUUCGAAUCGAUCUUGGGACGGUAUUCAAUUCAUUCCUAUAAUGAGAUAGUUUUAGAUAUAUUAUUAUUUACUAAUUUUUAAAUACUAAUACAGUUUUGUCUGAUUGGCUAACAAAUAUUUCAGAUUUAAAACGACAUUAAUACAAUACAAUAACGAACUAUACUGGCCAUAGUCUAUUAUCUAUAUUAAGAUCGCCUUAAUUAUGAGCUCGAGAUAUUUGUUAGCCAAUCAAAUAGCUGAAUUAAUAUCUAGAAAGUAUACUUAAGACCAACUUGUUACAAGAAUGGACUAUAAACGCCGCCCUUGCAAUUACAUUUCUAUCGAACUGCAUUUUCAAGAUUUUCUAGCGCUCCAGAAAAUGUUAUUACGCAUGCUUGAGAUUAGACUUGUGAUAAGGUCCCACUGAUCGCCUCCAACUUGUUGAAUGUGGCUAAUUCACAAACGUGAACCUUUGACAGGUCUGAUCCUCAAGCUUCUUACGAUGCUUCCGUAAAUUGUGACAAAUGAUGAUUGAAAUUGUUGAUGGAAAAUCCAGACGAGACGAUAUUGUUUCUUACAGUUUACAUUUCCAGAUGGACGCGUGGCAACGCGUGAAAAACUUUGAAUUCGGCCAGCUCCGAAGUCCGAAUCAGUGAUUGCAUGCACAUGCGCAGCGAGAGCAGCCAGCUGAGCAAUCUCGUGCGGGCACGUCAGUAAAUAUCGUAGGCGCAGCCUCUGUUUCAACCACAUACAUAUCUUAUCUGCCUCUCUUCUUCAACCCUUUUCCUAUUUUUAUGAAAUAUGAAAAAUUUUAGAAUGAACGUGCAUAAAUGUAUUAUCGUAUUUUCAUAUAAAAACUUUUUCGAACAUUUUCUACAGGUGAUUAUACUUUCUAAUGCGAAUCAAAUACUUCUGAUGCUGGGCUCACUGCGCAUGCGGCUCCGGAAUGUCAUUGGUCCGAAUGGUAGACUACUAUCAGUAGUUAGAUCUCAGAAAUUUCAGUACUUCCCCGACUUUUAAAGUGCUUCCUAAAUUUUCACGAAACGAUUCCUGCUGUUUCGCUGUACACCAUCUGGCCUCUUGAGCAGCGAAUUUCUUCCCGUCUAACCUCGAGUCGAAAACAAAGGAAAGAGUGGCUCCUUGUAAUCAAGGAAUCGUGGAUUAUUACACCGUUGAAUCAAGUUUUAUAUUACACAAUAUAAUACAUAAGUUGCAUCAGUAAGAAAGAAAUUGGGAUAAAAGGAGAAAAGGACAUACGUUUUAUACAAAACUUGAGAGAUUAGAUAGUAAAUAAUAGAGAGAGAAGAGAGAUAAGUUUAUUUUCAAUAUCAAUGUUAUUAAGAUUUUCUGCAGUUGUUGUCUUCUUCCUGUCAGCUGUCUUCCUCUUAAAGAAGACUGAUCGAUAUUUUAACACAAUAUUAUAAUUGAAAAGCCAGAUAUCCUGUUUUGAGAUUCAUGUAAAUAAGUAAGUAAAUAAACAAUUGUUUUGUUAAUACCAACUGCUUUAAAAUUUGGUUACUUGCUUUAUAUUAUACAAGUACUGAUUGGUUUAUUCAUGCACAUUUUUAUUUUUAAACUUUUUUUUAGAUAUGUCUAAAACACCAAUUACUUUGCUCCAAGAACUGUUAGUUAGCCAAGGAUAUUGUCCUACUUAUGACUAUGUUGGUGUAAAGAUUAAUCAGGCUCGUAGUUUUUUUGUAUAUAGAGUGGCUUGUAAAAAUUUGAGUGCUGAAGGCACAGGAACCACUAAGAAGGAGGCUAAGCAUGAUGCUGCAAAGAACAUGUUGUUAUUAUUAUCAUCAUCUAAAAUGAAUGAGACUCAAAUGCCAUCUGUUCAACCUUUGGUAUCUCCCACAACAGAUGAUGCAUUGUGCCUUACUCCAUCAAAGACUUAUGAAACAGUAUCUCCAUUAAAGAUGCCAUCCAGUACCUUUAUUAAUUAUGUUGGAAUGUUACAGGAAUUUUGCGUGCAGCAAGGCUUUAGAAAUGUAACGUACGAGGUCGUCGAAGAGAGUGGACCGCCUCAUAUGAGAAUGUUCACUAUGGAAGCGAAAGUGCAAUCAUGCAUGUUAGGGAAGAGGGGUACAGCGCAUUGCAAACAACUUGCUAAACACGAGGCUGCGAGACUGUUGUUGCAGCAUCUUCAAAGUUUAAGUGGAUCCACACAGACAAAUGACCAAAACCUAGAUAAGAAUAAUGGCAGUAUUCAAGAGAUGUUUGAAAAUGGUUCGCAGCUUACAUUAGAACAGCUGGAUAUUAAGCUGGCAAAGUGCGAGCCGGCACGUUCAAUUUCGGAACAGACCAAACGGAUGGAGACGUUAUUCAUUACGCAUACGAAAACGAGGAGGAACGCCACGCAGGAUUGCCUGGUGAAAAAUUGUCACACUACGUUUGAGAGGACAUAUUCCAGCAAGAUUCCCGACACCAUGAAGGCAAGGAUGAGAAUGACGUGUGACAAAUACGCCGAGCUACUAAAAUGCAAUCGAAUAGAUUUAAUACAAGAGACGAUACGAGAUAUCGAAGACACAUUACAGAUUAAGUUACAACAAGUCAGUGUAAACAGCCUUGGAAACAAUUAUACGGUAUGCUUGCGCUUAACGUCCCGCCCGACUAUCACACAAUUCGGUCUCGGUGAAACUAGGGACAAGGCAAAAGCGCAUGCUAUGUAUAAUAUUAUUUUAACUAUUGUAACAUUUUUAAAUUAGCAAUUGGAUAUUUUGUUCUGACAUGUAUAUGUACAUACAUUAUAUAUAUAUAUAUACAUAUAAUAUAUAAUAACAAUUAUAAAUAACAACACAUCAUCAUUGCAUGUGAAAUAUGAAAAAUAUUAAUAUGUUACAUUAAUGCCUUUGUUAAUUCUUCUAUUGAUUUUGUAUGUUGUAAAGUUGGAAAUAUAAUAGUAUAACAGAUGAAACUAUUUACAAAUAAAUAAUGAAAA